UCCAUGCUGUGAGAGGAAUAUUUUUUAUCAGCGUAAAAAAAGUAAAAUCUACGGAAAAAUACCCGCAAAAAGUGGUUUAAACUCAGAACGGACAAAAUGAUCCGCUUGCCUAACACAAUCGUGUGAAGAACUUUCAAUUACUAACCUCGUAAAAGUGCAUUUAUGCGAAAGUAGAAAAAGCCCUCGCAACACACACACACACACACAUUCACAGACACAGACACCAACUCAUCCAUUCACACACAGCGACACGGAAACGCACACACAGCGAAAAGUCGUCGCGUAUAUUAUGCCCGUAAUUUGUGAUUCGUCGGAGGCAAAAAUGGUUUGUGAAAGUACCUUGAGCGGGGCAAUUCGCGAAGCCUUGUCCUCGAGCACGAGUCACGGCGGCUCGCACGGCAACGGGAUCAACGGCAACGACGAGCUGAAUAUCCAGGAUCGCCUGAUUGCCUGUGCGAAGCGAUUACUAAUCAAUAAACUCGAGUACGAAGAAGCGCCCAGUUCGAGUACGACGUUGUACGAAAAUCUCAAGAGCAAAUAUACCGUGUUGAAGCCUGGCAUUGCAGCGGCAACGACGACGACGACGACGGGAGGACAGAAAUUGCUGCAAAAUGGGAUGCAUUUGCCGGAGAGGAACGUUCUUGCGAACGGGCAUUCGGGAACACAACAAGGGAACAACAAACAGACACCAACACUGCCAAAGCCGAAACGUAUUCUUUUUCCAAUCAGCAAUGUGCACAUCGGAUGGAAGAGUUUGGGCCGCCGAUGGAAUGUGGGAUCCGGCAUGAUCAACAUGGGCAAUACUUGCUACCUGAAUUCGACGUUGCAGGCGAUUUUUCACGUGCCCUCCGUGGCGUCGUGGCUCAUCUCCGAUGUUGAUCAUCGUCAGAGGUGUUGCGAAAAUGAUAGCGGAUGCAUUAUAUGCGCCAUGGCGAAGACCCUGAUGCAAUCCCAAAACGGAAAUAACCCCUUUAGACCGCAAAAUGUCUAUUUCAAGCUGAAACACAUUUGCAAACAUCUCACGCCGGGUCGUCAGGAAGAUGCGCACGAGUUCCUGCGUUAUCUGAUCGAAGCCAUGGAAAAGGCAUAUCUCGCCCGUUUCAAGGGAUGGAAAGAAUUCGACCAAUAUACAAAGGAAACAACUCCGCUAAAUCAAAUUCUCGGCGGAUAUCUCAAGUCGGCAGUGAAAUGUUUGAGUUGUCAACACGUUUCCGUCACAUUCCAGCACUUCCAGGAUUUGUUGUUGGAUGUGCGGAAGUCGAACAGCAUCGACGAGGGCGUGGAAAAUUAUUUUGCGCGCGAACGACUCGAAGAUACGGGCUACAAAUGUGAAGCUUGCAAGAAACGUGUGACAGCAACGAAACAAUUUUCGAUAGAAAAGGCUCCGAUUGCGUUAUGCGUGCAACUGAAACGGUUCUCGGUGCUCGGCGGAAAAAUUAACAAACAUAUUUCGAUGAGACAUACGUUGAAUUUGAACGCUUAUGCCUCGAAUAAGGCUGAAACGCGAAAUUUGUCGUAUCGAUUGGUGUCUCUGGUCACGCAUAUUGGCGCGUCGCAACAUUGCGGACAUUAUACUGCCAUCGGAUGCACCGAAAGUGGGCAAUAUUAUCAUUUUGACGACAGUAUGGUGAGUCAUGUGCAACCGCAGCGUGUCUUGGAGACGCAAGCUUAUCUCCUUUUCUACGAAUUAAUCCCGUCGACGGCGAAUGGGGGCGUGAAAAUUGUCACUCCCGUGGAAAAAGAGUACAAUAUGUUCGCGCAAGAUAAAAAAGUCGUCUCGCCCGUUGCUUCGACAUCAACUAAUGGGACGACAAAUGGCGUUGGAUCGACGGAAAAGAAGUUUAUUGGGCCCAUGUUGCCUCAAAAGAACGGCUCGAGUGCGAUAAAUGGCACGAAUAAGCCUCUCGUGAACAAAAUUCUGCUCGGAAGUAAGGUAAUUAGUGGCGAAAAAGCACUUUCGAACGGCAUUGUUAGUCCGAAAAAGAUCCAAAUUUUGUCCCCAGCGAAAAAUAACAAACCAAGCCUUAUCACGACGUCGCCUUCAAGUGUAAAUAACAAACAGGAAGAAGCCCAAAAAGGUCCCACACUGCCAAGUAUGCCAACUUUGACGUGUUCCUCGGUGCAAAAAUCGCCGUCGCCAUCGCCCGCAAAGCAAAAAGUCCUCCAAACGAAUGGGUUUCUUGAUGACAAGCCAAAGAGUCUUGUGCCGUAUGAUCUUGACGAAUCGGAUUCUGAAACUGGGCCAAAUGUUGCAAAUGGAGUCAAAAAAGACGCCGCUGACGACGACGACGAUGAUGCGGAAAAUGUUCUUGAAACCAAAACAGGUCUCUGGCACAUAAGUGAUAGUUCGCCCGAAGCUCCGAGUCGUCAAGGAAGCACAGAUAACUUUGCAAGUAGACCCGCUUCAGCGCCUUCGACUCCCACAGGCAACAAUUCCCCGAAUUACGAGCAAAAUAAUCACUCCGACAAGUCAAAUUGCAAACGUUCAAACAGUUUCAACGGCAAUAGCACGUCAAAUGUCGUCGCCGACGCUCUUCCGCAUCUCCUACAAAUGUCCCAUCGUGGCUACGGAACGUCAAACGUUCAAACAUGGAAUGGCGAACGCACGAAAAUGGACAAGGAACUCGCCGAGGAGAAACGCGAAGACCGAAAACGACAAUUUCAGGACGACAGAGAGACAGAAAUGGAUCGCGGUCGCACGAAAAAAGUCAAGAAAAGUCACGAGGAGUUUCGUUCGCGAUCCGAACACAACGGAAAUGCAUUCCAGCAGCAGCAAAAUCGCGAAAAUGCGCAUCAGAAUCGUGCAAAAUGGCUCGCCAACAACCGGAGUAAGGCCUUUCAUCAUCAUGGAGGCAACAAAAAUUCAGAUAGUUCCUCAUCCAACGGAUAUCAGAGACAUUUUUCGUCAAAUAAUUCCUCCUCGUACAACGGCAACAACAAUCGGAACAACUUUAAAAACGGGCAUCGAAACAAUAAUCGACGCAAUUUUAGUCAUUAUAAUGGCGGCAACAAUCGGUAUCAUAAUCAAAGGGAAAACAACUACAGACGCCAUUAAAUUUUUCUAAAAAAAAAACACUUUUUAUUGCUUAAACUUAUUAAUUUUUAGUCAAUUGAAUACUUUUAGUAGUUUGUAAGUUUUUAAUUUGUAAGAAUUUGUUACCCCCAUGAUAAAAAAAAUUAAAAUUAGAAAAAACAAAAAGGGCAUAAUUUAAUUUAAACGAAAAAAAAUUAAGAUAAGGCGCUAAAAACAGCAAUAUUUGUAAAUAAUUGUACUAUAGAAAGAAAAAAAUUAAAACAAAAAUGCAAAAUAAAUAAAAUAAACUUUUAGAUGUUAUAUA
Culicoides brevitarsis is the source of this 3338-nucleotide messenger RNA. RefSeq names its product ubiquitin carboxyl-terminal hydrolase 36 (gene scny). Bases 290 to 3055 code for a protein of 921 amino acids. Gene Ontology annotation, biological process: protein deubiquitination; regulation of apoptotic process. Lineage: Eukaryota; Metazoa; Arthropoda; Insecta; Diptera; Ceratopogonidae. Gene Ontology annotation, cellular component: nucleus; cytosol. The record is from RefSeq and is a predicted model, not a curated record. The transcript has 3 exons. Gene Ontology annotation, molecular function: cysteine-type deubiquitinase activity.